AAUAUGUCAACGCAACUGAAAAUAAUUCUACAUUUCGAGUAAAAUAAAUUCUGGAAACUACAUUGAUUCCAUUUGUUCCGGGUAAAAGCUCUCGAAAAGCUCUUGUAAGCGUUUCGAUAGUUGGCUCCACAUCAAGAAUUGCUCAUCUCUGGCUGAAGUGUCCCCCAGUAUUUGCAGCCGGGCAGAUUCGCAUCAGUUUCCAGAGCGUUAUUGAGCAGCAAAGACCAACACAAUGCCCAUCGAUACGGGGGAGAUAAUAAAGGCCUUGGCUAUUUUGGCUGAACAUAGAAACAUUCAAGUGACAUUCAAAGAGUCGAUGAAGGGAGCGGCUAUUUGUGCAGCUGGGGCUUUGCUGGGCGGGCUCUUGGGAGGAGCCCGAGGCCUAUCUCUGGGCGGCGCAAUUGGUAGCCUCGCAGCCUAUGCAGUGACCGAAGGAAAAUUCAAGUCAUUGCGUGAAAUUAUUCUGGAAGAUUUGACGGAAAGUCAGAGGGCUGAACUGGAGCAGCAUGUGUUCAAUGCUGUGGCCGAUGUUGGCUACUCGGAUGUGCUAAGUAUUGGGGCUCUAAUAAUGAGUAAUGGACGUGUACAAGAUGUUGCACUUAACGUGCUCAAAUCGUUUGCCACCGAGCAGCUGGGUUAUACCAUCGUAGACUGAACCUCUCUGCACCCUUGGCAAUGUAAUUGAAUUUUUAAAAGUUUUCGCUACAAAUAAAAGCAUUUAUGUGCAUUUUCUU
This is a messenger RNA of Drosophila obscura, 734 nucleotides long. Its product is annotated as protein C19orf12 homolog. The transcript is spliced from 2 exons. Lineage: Eukaryota; Metazoa; Arthropoda; Insecta; Diptera; Drosophilidae. The record is from RefSeq and is a predicted model, not a curated record. Bases 233 to 655 code for a protein of 140 amino acids.